Messenger RNA from Bufo bufo (common toad), 1200 nucleotides. RefSeq names its product CDK2 associated cullin domain 1 (gene CACUL1). Bases 49 to 927 code for a protein of 292 amino acids. Gene Ontology annotation, biological process: ubiquitin-dependent protein catabolic process. Gene Ontology annotation, molecular function: ubiquitin protein ligase binding. Lineage: Eukaryota; Metazoa; Chordata; Amphibia; Anura; Bufonidae. The transcript has 9 exons. The record is from RefSeq and is a predicted model, not a curated record.
CGGAAGUGUGUGCCUCAGUGCUGAGGAUGGUCGGACGGUGCCGGAUACAUGGAGGAGGAGGAUCCCAAUCACAAUCACUGGCAGCUGCGGCCCGACUGCUCCCCGGCCCCGGAGCUCUGCCGGAGAGGACGGAACGGGGGUGCGAGGAGCAGCGGCCUCCCCGGGAUCAGCUCCAGCGCCAACAAGUUCCUGAUGAACGUUAUCACGGUUGAUGACUAUAAGAAGACGUAUUGGCCGAAGCUGGAGAGCGCCAUCGAUCAGCUGCUGACGCAGAGUCCUGGCGACUAUAUUCCCAUCUCCUACGAGCAGAUCUACAGCUGCGUCUACAAGUGUGUGUGCCAACAGCACUCCGAGCAGAUGUACAGCGACCUCAUGUGCAAGAUCACCCGCCACCUGGAGACCGUGUCCUUGGUGUUGCAGGCGGCCCCCCCGGAGCAGUACGUGGAGAGGUUCAGCCUCGCCCUCGACCAGUAUAUGGGGGCUCUGCACAGCAUCGUCCCCCUUUUCAUCUACAUGAACAAGUUUUACAUCGAAACCAAACUGAACCGAGACCUGAAGGACGACCUCCUGCGGCUCUUCACCACCCACGUGGCCGAGAAACACAUCUACAGCCUGCUGCCACUGUUACUGGAGGCGCAGUCCACACCGUUCCAGAUCACUCCGUCCACCAUGGCGAGCAUCGUGAAGGGGCUGUACACCCUGCGGCCAGAAUGGGUCCAGCUCGCUCCAGCGCUUUUCUCCAAGUUCAUCCCCAAUAUUCUGCCAGCGGCCAUGGAGUCCGAGCUGCAGGACUACGCAGCGCAAGACCAGAAGCUGCAGCGAGACCUCAUGCAGAAUGGAUUCAACAGAGGUGACCAGUCCCGGAAAAGAGCGGGUGAUGAGUUGGCCUAUAACGGCUCGAGCAGCAGUUCUCAGAGUUACAGAUGAGCUGGAUUCUUCUACUCCUCCUGCGCAGCAGUGGUUGAACCUACUGGACUGAGUGCUGAGGCUUCUGUGGAGCCAUGCGGACUGUUGACGAGCAUUAGGCUUUUCUGGCUGUAUAUACAUAGGAACAUAUUCAUAUAUAUAUAUAUUUUUAAGACUUGAACUCUUGCUGCUAACAGAAGGGUGAAAAACUGUGAGCCUGUGAUCUCCCGACCCACCGUUCCGUACUCCUGAUACCUGGCUCAUUUCACCAGCUAUUUCAUUUGUAUAAAAAUU